GUAAUUAUAACAUGUCAAAUAAUAUAAUAUGAAAUUUUCAAUUUGGUAAAAAAGAUAGUGUAUGGGAAAAAUAGAAAAUUUUAAUAAGUGUAUAAACUGAUAUAUCCUGGAAUUUUAUCAAAUAAUUAUUUGUGUGAUUAAGACUGCAAUUUUCUAGAGACAAAGAAUUUACACAAAUGGAUCGUAUAAUUUUAAGACGGGUCAAAAGUGCACCUAGCCAAAGCACAGACAAUGGGAGUGAUAAGAAAAAAGAGAAUGAAUUCAAAACUCCUUCAGUUCCUAGGCAAAAAACUAGAGGAACAAAAAGAUCUGCUAAAGAAAUGGUUAUCCAUCUACAAAACGGAUCAGGUAAAUUUCCAGCUUUAGCUGGAAUUAAGAAGCAGAAAAUAUCUGACAUACCAAAAACAAAAAUAGAUACAAAAAAGAAGACUGAGAAAAUAGAUAUUUUUAGUUCUCUGCAACAAAUAAAAGAACAAAACUUAGAUUUACGGCCACAAAAACAAACGAUAAAGGCAAAUAUUUGUGAAAGUUUUAACAAGCAUAUAGAUUUUGUGGUUAGUACAAGUAAUGGUACUGCAGAGAUUGAUAACCAAAUGUUAAUGACGCUAUAUAAAGAAGCAGCUGGACUUAACCAUAUUGGCAAUACAAAUAAAAUUAACGUAGAACAAUUGGUGAAACUAUUAAAUUUAUUGGAAGCAAACAUUAAAAUAGGAACGCAAAUAACACCUCCCUUUAAUAAAAAUAUUCAGCUAUUUCGACGAUCAAUAGAGAAAGUACUAGCAACCACAGAUGCUUGUUUGAUCUGCAUGUACAUAAUGACUUCUAAAAACAUGCCAAAACGUGUAUAUUUGGAAGAACUUAUACAUCGAGUCAUGAAUUGCAUAAAUCAUAUUAUUGCAAAUACAAUUCUCCCCGCAAUCGAUCCAACGUAUACAGCAGAGAACAAAACGAAAGAAAACUGUCAAAAUUCUAAGGUUACUUAUGAAAAGAGUUUUAUUCUCUUAACUGUAAAAAUAACCGAAUUAGUGUACUUAAUAGCAGAAUUAAUCGAUGUCUUGACGUUAGAUGAGACGGCUAUCUCUCUUGUCUUCUCCAUAGGUACUGCUACGUUUUGGGCAAAGAACGUACAGAAUUUACAAAUAGCUAAUUUGAAUCUUGUCACUAAGCUAUUUAAAACAUAUAAAACACACCAAACAGACUUUUUGAACAAUAUUUUAUCUUCUCUUAUGCUUGUUCCCACUACCAAACAACAUUUAAAAACGUAUAUAUUAAAGGAUGGAACAAAUAUAUCAAUAGUGAGCGCCUUGGUUUUGCAGCUUAUACAAUCCAUGAUUACUUUACCAGAUAAUAUUUUUCAGAAAAAUACCAAGACCAAAACCAAAGACAAGGUCGAUAUUAGCACUCUCAUUUGCACUAAAUACCAAGAAACGACCUUUAUGGCAGGUGCUUUUCUUACAAUCUUCUUUCAAAGAUGCUUUAAAAAGCAAAAGAAUACGGACCAUCGUUCUUUAUUCGAAAAUUUCGUACAAGAUCUGUUUUUGGUUAGAAAUAAUCCAGAAUUUCCAGGUGCUGAUCUAAUGCUAUGUUUGUUAGGAAAGAUGUUGGUAAAAAUCUUUCUAAACAAAGAUGACGAAAUCGCUCUCAGAGUAGUUAGUUUGGAUUGUUUGACUAUAAUAGCAGCUAAAUUGAGAAAAGACAAUGUCUUGUUUACGGCUGAAAAAGCUAAUAUCAGUAAUACGAUCUUUAAAAUAAAGCGGAACGAACAAAACAGCAGUCAAAAAGAAGCGGAAAAAAGUAAGAUUGACGUCGACGUACUUAGUAAUGAUGACAAAUUCCUUCAAAGACUUUUACUGGAAUUUCUAGACGUAAAUAGCCAACAGACUUGGAUCUACAAAAAUGCAAGAUUAUUCUACUUAGUUCAGUGGUACAAAGAUUUUGCAUCAAAAGAAUCUCAGCUGGGUUUAGAUCACAAAGAAAAAAGUGAUACUAAAAAACGUAACCAGAAAUACAAAAGUAGCUCCAAAGCAAAGAGUAAAUCUAACGAUAACGAAAACGUUCAACAAGGAGAUCCAGAAAUCACUCGACAAAUCGCUGAAAAAGAGAAGUUUCUUUUAGAAAAAAUCCAAGAGAGUCUUUCUCCAGAGUUCCAACAUCAAGUGUAUGAAUACCAAAUUGAGUAUAACGAAGCAAAAAUGAUUGUUGCGCUUUUAGCUUCCAAGAGAUAUUUUUCCCAAAGCUUUGACCAAUAUUUCAAUGCGAUUUUGAUCGUUUUAAAAGAUGCUUCGAAAGUUUUAAGAACCAAAGGCUUAAAAUGCCUUACCACCAUCAUUGAAACCGAUCCAACGGUCCUGGAAAGUAACGAUACUCAAUUGAUGAUAAGCAAGUCUUUCAUCGAUCCUUCCGCUUCAGUAAGAGAAGCUGUCGUGGAUCUGUUGGUCAAGUUUAUCUUAUACAAACCAGAGUUAAUAACUAAAUGCUAUGACAUGUUAUCUGCUCGAAUAUUAGAUACAGGAAUAAACAUUAGAAAACGUGUGAUCAAGAUUUUAAACGAAAUUUGCCUGGACUAUCCCGAUUUUGAGAAAAAUACUGAAAUUUGUGUAAAAAUAAUUCGAAGGAUCAACGAUGAAGAUAGUGUUAAAGAGUUGGUGUUAAAAAUAUUUCAAAACAUGUGGUUUACUUGUGCCUCCGGUUCAAAACUAUUUAAAAAAGUUACUAGGAUUGUUGAAGUUGUUGCUGCUUCCCAAGAUUUAGAAAAUUUUGAGCAAUUAUUAUUCGAGUUAUUGACACCAUCAGAUGGCAAAUAUAAUUCCUCAAAAUCAAAAUUUGAUCAUCCUAACGAAAUUUUACGAGCUUCUCGCCAAAUAGUCGAUUUCCUGAUGGAACCUACCCUUCGUAGUCCCAAUAAACACAACUAUGAAUCACCUGAAAAACUUGCAGCUAUCUUAAAAACUCUACACAUAUUUGCUAAAGUAAGACCUCAGCUUCUAGUUCGACACGUGACUAAGCUUCAAAGUUAUUUGGAACUACAAGAGGAAUCUCCCAAAGAUAACGGGACUGUAGGAAGCGUUAUCGCUAUGCUAGAAUUAGCAAUUCCUUUAUCGGAAAAUCCCAGCGAUAUAUUUUUAGCACAGCUAGAAGAACAAAUCAUGAAGCUGCUGCUACGGUACGACAGAACGAUUGUUAACAGCUGUUUGUCUUGUUUAGCAGUGAUUUGCAACAAAAUUACUCACAAGUAUGAUGCCAUCAGAGACUGCUUUACUAAGUUUUAUAAUUGUCUGGUGGGAUAUACAAAUUGGCAAAGUAAUGGCUUGUCUACUGAAGAACAUGCGAUAUGUAAAGCUGUAAUCAAAAGGUCUUUGUUCAUUGUUGGACUUCUGUUGAAGUAUUUUGACUUUAAAGAUCCAGAAGUAUUGGGAGAACUAGCGCCUGAUACCACGGACCAAGUUUACCGAACCAUGUUAUGUUUUCUCCAAAAAGAUAGUAUUGAUAUACAGGUGAAUACACUGAAAGCAAUUGGUAUUAUUUGUAGCAGAUAUUACCAGUUUUUGUGGGAAAACCAACUACUGAAAACAUUUUAUUAUGAACAACUAGCUUCCAAAGAAGCUUCAUUACUUAUAAGGGUUGAGAUAUUAAACAAUAUCGAAAACUUUUUGAAAGAGGAGGACAUUAGGUUGAUAGAAGACAAUAAAAAUUGGCACAAAAUAUCCAAGAAAACAGACUUGAAGCAAAUGGAUGAUGUCUCAUCAGGUAUAGCCAGCAUGGUCAUUCAGUAUUAUCUCAAAGUAAUCCUCAACUGCUACGUACACGAUAGCCUGCAGAUUCGUCAAGCUGUUUUCAGAGUUGUACAUAUGAUUUUACGACAAGGUUUAGUGCACCCUAUACACAUUGUUCCCUAUUUGAUCUGUAUGAGUACAGACUGUGAACAGAUGGUGGCCCUUAAUGCAGAUAAAAGCUUAAACGAAAUUGAAAAUAGAUAUCCAGGAUUGAUACACACGGGAUCAACUUUGGGUAUUCAAUUGUCGUUUCAACUGCAGAAAAUUUUGAAACAAGAAAAAGUUGUAAGAGGUUUCAAGGUGAAAGAGAAAGAAGAAUAUCCUGUAGCUUUAAACGGACAUCUUUAUUCACUACUGAGAGGUUCCAGACAGCAGAGACGAGCCUUAAUACUAUUUAGUUUGAAAGAGUUCGAGGAACCUACAGAACUUGCCUUAUCGUACAUGAUUUAUCUAGCUGAUAAUAUGGCUUAUUUUCCCUACCAAGUACAAGAUGAACCCUUAUUUUUGGUUCACUAUAUUGAUAUUAAGAUCGUACUCUUCGGAACGAACUUGGUGCAAAACUUUAAGAACGGACUAAAUUCUGUCAAGAAACAAACAAAAAAUAAAAAUUCUGAUGAGAGAACGGAUGAUCUCACCGGUGUUGAUAUUGAUGAAGAAGAGGAGGAUGAAAAAACUAUCUUAAGUCGUCUGCCAAAGGAUACAAGCCAGCUACAGGCUUGUAUGUCUACUGCUCAAGGAUGGUUGCUUCUUCUUGAUCUAAAACAGUACAUCGUGGAUGUAUAUGGUCUUAGUCACGAAGACAGUCAACUAUAUUCUCCGUCAGCAGCUGCCAAAGUAUACGAAAAACCAGUACAACGCAAAUCAAAUAUCAUGUUUGAUCCAAAAAUUACGUUGGAGAAAUUGAAAGAAAUUUGUUUAGGUAAACAACUUAAAGCGAAAAACAAAACUACCCUCGUUAGAGAAUAUAUAGAUUUUAGUAGGUUAGUUAAUUCUAUUUAAAUUGAAAUUGUGUACUUCGAUAAUUUUACUUUCGAUUUUAAUGUUAAAGUUAAGUUUACAAAAAAUUAAAAAUUUCGUUUCAAUACUUUUUAAAAAAUAACUGUUAUAUACUAAUUGCUUCAAAUUUGUGUUUAGCAAUUUAAAUUUAGUUACAAAACGGUUACAAAUAGAAAAAUAUUCGGUAGUCACUAAGAUACAUUACUGUACUGUUAGAAUUUUUUGAAAUAUUUUGGUAUUUUGUUUAAUAAAAGUUUUUCUA
Molecule: messenger RNA, 5031 nt
Organism: Diabrotica balteata
Lineage: Eukaryota; Metazoa; Arthropoda; Insecta; Coleoptera; Chrysomelidae
Source: the annotation of a GenBank genome assembly